AUGCACCGGAGAUUCGAUCGUGUAAUUUGGCGGCUUUGGAAAACUAGUAAAAUUAGUCCACUAUGGCUCCGCCUCGAUACCGUUGAAAACUGGAGAAUAAAUAUGAGUGGUGGUUGUGACGGCAGUGGUGGUGGUGACGGGCGGUGGGGGCUUUUUGGUUUUUUCAAUGGUGGUGGCUGGUGGUUGGUGAUGGCAGUGGUGGUGGCAAUGGUGGUGAUCGGUGGUGGCUGGUGGUUGGAGAUGGCAGUGGUGGUGGUAAUGGUGGUGACCGGCGGUGAAUCCACUGUGUUUUUCUACAAAAUGUGGACUGUACAUCAUAAUGUUUAUUCUGAGGACCCUUACGCUAAAGAGUUUGGAAUUAAAAUCAGCCAGAAGCUGGCUCAAGUUGAGGCUCGCAUUCUGCCUGCUCCCGGGCUUAGAUAUCAUGAUUCUAGUCGGGACAGGGACUGUUUGCCGCUAGUUGGGCAGAGGAACAUGAUGAACAAGCUUAGAUAUCAUGAUUCUAGUCGGGAUAGGGACUGUUUGCCACAAGUUGGGCAGUGGAACAUGAUGAACAGGCUGCAAAAAGAUGCAAUUGCUCGUUACUAUGGCCUCGAGAAAGGGCAGGUUGUGAAGGUCAUGUACAGUGGUGAACUUACCCAAUUGCAUACCAGUUAUCGCUGUGUUUGGUGA
Fraxinus pennsylvanica is the source of this 672-nucleotide messenger RNA. The record is from the annotation of a GenBank genome assembly. NCBI's taxonomy places the organism in Eukaryota, Viridiplantae, Streptophyta, Magnoliopsida, Lamiales, Oleaceae.